Molecule: messenger RNA, 1196 nt
Organism: Macadamia integrifolia
Lineage: Eukaryota; Viridiplantae; Streptophyta; Magnoliopsida; Proteales; Proteaceae
Product: fasciclin-like arabinogalactan protein 14
Exons: 1
Coding region: 31-933 (300 amino acids)
Cellular component (GO): plasma membrane
Source: RefSeq, a predicted model, not a curated record
ACUGUAUAAUCCCAUCCAGUAAUAGAGAAGAUGGAUCCCAAAUGCUCCAUCUUCUCUUUACUCUUCCUUUCUUCCUUCCUUCUCUUCUCCCAUGCAAAUGCCUUCAACAUCUCAAAGAUGCUUGACCAAUUCCCAAAUUUCAAAAACUUCAACAGUCUUCUACAUCAAGCCCAUCUUGUGAGAGAGAUUAACAGUCGCCAAACCAUCACUGUUCUUGCCGUUGAUGAUGGUGCAAUCUCAGGAAUAAUGGGUAAACCGGCUGAUGUGUUGAAGAGGAUCAUGAGCCUUCAUGUUGUUCUUGACUACUAUGAUCCUAAGAAGCUUCACAAGCUUUCAAAGAAGACAGCCCUUCUCACCACCUUAUUCCAAUCCUCAGGUCAAGCCAUUGGUAGGCUUGGAUUCUUGAAUGUUACUAUCCAGCCAGACGGCCACAUCGCUUUCGGCUCCGCCAUAAGGGGUGCAUCUAUUGAUUCUAUGUUUAUCCAAUCAGUAGCUUCUCAGCCUUACAACAUUUCAGUGUUGCAGAUCGGAGCACCUAUUGAUCCUCCCAGUAUUGAGACCUUAGUGCUUCCUAAUAAAACAGCUAUUGCACCUUCCCAUGCUCCUGCCCAUGCACCGAAGGGAGCAAAGUCGAAAGGCCCAUCUAAGGCCCCGAUUUCAUCCCCUGUAGAGGCUCCUGCACCAUCUGAUGCUUCAGCUGAUGAACCAUCUGCUGAUACUCCCACCAGUGAUUCUCCUGCUGAUGCUCCAGCUGAUUCUCCGGCUGAUGCACCAGGACCCAGUGAUGCUCCGGCGGGGUCUCCACCGGCACCAGUCGCCGACGUGCCGACUGUUGAUGCUCCGGCUCCGACCAAAUCUGGAGCUGAAGGAAGUAGUGUUGGGUCUUUUGUGGCUUUCAUUGUGGUAGGUGUCGCCUCUUGGUUUGUUAUGUGAUUUUUGAGGGUUUGAAGAUAGGAGAAUGAACACCCAACUAUGAUUCAUUUUUUUAUUUCCUUUUUCUUUUUCUUUUUUUUUUUUUUUUAAAGAAAAAGAAGAAAAUAGGAGAAUAAAGAGAUGGUUUAAAGUGAUUAGAAGGGAUGGGUGAGAGGGAUACAGAUCGAGAUUGUAUGUUGAUCUUGAAAUGUAAGCUUGGAAUUUUCCACUCUUUCUAAGCAAAUAAUAUUCAAAGUUUACAUGAAUAAAUGAGUGGAAUAUAA